Messenger RNA from Oncorhynchus nerka (sockeye salmon), 3419 nucleotides. RefSeq lists its product as uncharacterized. The transcript has 4 exons. NCBI's taxonomy places the organism in Eukaryota, Metazoa, Chordata, Actinopteri, Salmoniformes, Salmonidae. The coding region runs from base 88 to 2205 and encodes 705 amino acids. The record is from RefSeq and is a predicted model, not a curated record.
UUAAAGCAGGAAGUGAAUAGCUAGAGCAUUAGUUUAUUUUCCUCGUUGACAUGUGGCUUUAUAGACCGUAAAAUCCCCAAAUUACAGAUGGAGUUGAAUGCGUUUCUUACUCAGCGGCUAACAGCGGCCGCUGUGGAGAUAUCGGCUGUCUUUGAAAAAAAGAUUGUCGAGUACCGGGUAGAAAUCUCCCGCUCGAAGGAGGAGAACAAACGUCUACAGCGGCUGUUGGAUUUGGUUUUCCACCCGGAAAUCAAGUUACAUCGAGCAGACUCCCAGCAGCUCUCUCUUCCUGUCUCUGAAGAGGAGGUUCCCCCAGAGCAGCAGCACUGUGAGCAGGAGAGGAGCCCCAGUCAGGGGCAGGAGGACCCAGAGCCCACACAGAUUAAAGAGGAAGAGGAGGAACUCAGGACCAGUCAGAAGGAAGACCAGCCUCAAGGUCUGGAACCUGAUACCAAAGACCUCUUGAUUCCUGCCUGUGUGAAAAGUGACUAUGAACAGGACCCACCUCUGCCCUCACAUCUUGACCAAACCUUGGAGAACAGAGAGAGGGACUCUCUACCCACCAACACAACUGAACAGAUCAAAACAGAACCUGAUGGAGAAGAUUACAGCAUAUCAGAACCAACCAGGGACUCUCAGCUCCUCUCUGAAGCCCAGGUAGGAAACAUAGAAGAACGUGUUGAUGGGAUGGAGAGACCCAUUCCCCCUCCCUUCUCUCCAGACUCCCAGCAGCCCUCUCUCCCUGUCUCUAAAGAGGAGGUUCCCCCAGAGCAGCAGGAGAGAAGCCCCAGGCUGGGUCUGGAGGACCCAGAGCCCACAAAACAAGAGGAAGUCUGGAUGAAUCAGGAGGAACAGCAGCUGGAAUCCGACAGCAGAGUAUCAGAACCAAUCAGUGACUCUCAGCUCCUCUCUGCAGUAAAUCCAGACUGUUCUGCAGCUCAGAGUGAAAACGGUAAAGUUCAUCAGAGUCCCAGCACUUCUUCAGAACAAGAUUCUAGUAACGUGGAAUCAAAUGAAGCAUCUAGUUUCUCCAUCUGGACUGAGGAAAACAUCUCUGUAACAGACAGCAACUCUUCAGACAGUAGCUCCUGCACUAAAGAAGACUCUGAGGCACGUAAACCAGUGAAGAGAACAUGCCAUUCUAGUGGUGUGGUGAACGAACCAUCUGAUUUGUCCAACUUAUGUGAUGAAAACAACCCGGGGACUGAGAUCAGCCCUUCAGACGGCAACAAAGACAAGAACAUCCAAACAGACUCUGGGGCUCAUUAUCCAGCUAAGAGGAUCUGUCAGAGGGUGCAUGAUGUUGCCGUAGCAAGACGUGGGAGUGGAGAGAUGGCCUCCUGUUCCCGUCCCAAAGUGCCAGGAUCCACUCCAUGUUACACCCACUGCUUGCACUGUCAAGGUCUGUACAUUCAAAAGUCACUACGGAAGCAUGUCAGAUACUGCCCUCUGAACCCCAAAGCUGAAGAACCAAAACCUGGACCGAAGAUGAGGAUUCAGUCAGCAAUGGCGUUUAAGAUGUGUCCUCAACCCGACUACGUCAGCACAGGUCUUUGGAAGAUCGUUUGUGGUAUGAACUCCGGCCGAGUUUCAUUUGUGGUUAGAAAUGACAAAUGUAUCCUCCUCAUGGGAGAGGAGCUGUACAACAAACUACAGCCAGAUGACAGAAGAAACAGAUACAUUCAACAAAGAAUGAGAGAGGUGGCAAGACUCCUCAUCACGGCCAGGACGUGUACACCUCUGAUGUGCUUUGAGGACUUGGUCAUACCUAGUAAUUUACCUCACGUCAUCACGGCAGUGAGAGCUGUUGCUGGCUACAACGAGGAGAACAAAACGUACGACCGUCCCACGCUGGCUGUUCAAAUGGGAUACAACUUAAUGAACAUUGGCAGCGCUGUGGAAUCCUGUGCAUUGACGUCAGGACGACACAAAGUCGCGGAGUCUGCUGGCAAAUUCAAAAGUUUCAAGUGGAAUGAGGUUGUUUUGGCUGGAGCACUGUCCACUCUCAGUGAACCCCAAAAUAAAUGCGCCCAGCCGGCCCGUCGCACAGGCGCCCAGCCGGCCCGUCUCCCAGCGGAGCCGGCGCCUAGCAAACCCGUCGCACAGGCGCCCAGCCGACCCGUCACACAGGCGCCCAGCCGGCCCGUCUCCCAGCUGAGCCGGCGCCCGGCGCACAGGCUCCCAGCCGGCCCGUCUCCCAGCUGAGCCGGCGCCCGGCGCACAGGCUCCCAGCCAACCCAAAGAAACACUGUGAGAUUAAAGAGGAUCGUUGAUGAGGGAGCAGCAGUAGAGAAACACAUAAUGCCGUUCAUAAAGAGUGGCUAAGUUCCUGAAAAGAGGGACUGCCUCAAAUGCCUCCAGUCAGAACCUGUGGCGCUCAAAAGCAGAAACUGGUUGGGCAUUAAGUUCUAUGUGAAUAGAGUCAAACGGAGACAGAGUACUGUAGCAAACUUGGGAGACCGCGGCCCUGACGGGGACUUCAAAUCCGGUCCAGAGACUGUCAACGCAACACCUUAGCCAUUGCGUUUCCCAGUCAGACUUCGAACCAGCCAGGGAUUUGAACCAGCAACUUUGUGUGUGGUGGGGGGUUACAGGUACCAAUAUUUAAAUUCAUAUUCUGUUCGUAUAUUUUAUAUUCAUUAGUUCACACAUUGUACCUGUGGGUUGCCACUAAAAACAUUGAAGAAGAAAUGAACUUCGCCACUUCCUGGUUGGUAAAAUUCUAAUGGUAAACCUCAUUUCAGUUUGUCACAAAACAAGCUCAAUAGUGUAGACUACAGGAUCAUUGUACCAUCUAAACCGCUGUGAAAUAUAUUUUCCAUAAACAAAAAGAUUGUAUUUUCGUCUGUUUUGAAGCUGGUGUACAAAACUUGAAAUUAAAAGAUGCAAAAACAAAACAUAAGAACGGGAAGCACAUAGAACAGAUCUACCGGCUUCCUAGACUUGCUUUCAAUCAGUGACAGAUCUAUAACUGUAAGUAGAGAUGGAGUCCUCCAUCGGGAUCUUGAGAGGCAGUAGGGCUUAUUUGUUUUUGUCAUUUGAAAUUAAACUGAAUUUUAUCUAUGAUCUUCAAUGCAUUUUUAUUUUAUUUUUUUAUUUUACCUUUAUUUAACCAGGCAAGUCAGUUAAGAACAAAUUCUUAUUUUACAAUGACUGCCUGGGAACAGUGGGUUAACUACCUGUUCAGGGGCAGAACGACAGAUUUGUACCUUGUCAGCUCGGGGGUUUGAACUUGCAACCUUCCCGUUACUAGUCCAACGCUCUAACCACUAGGCUACGCUGCCGCCCCGCAUUUGGGAGCAAUGGAGAUGCAUUGUCUAGAUAUAGUACAAUAUCGUCUGCGUAUUGGUGUUAUUUUCUUUGAUGAAUGGCCUGGGGGGGGUUGCCAUGGAUAAUAAAAUAACAAAGGAGAAACUGAU